AUGGGUAGCGCUCCAUAUCCAGCUGGUGAGUGGAAGGGGAAGGGGCGAGGCGGCCUGCAAGAGCUGGGCUGUAUGCCCUGGAAGGUCGGCAAGCAGAAAGGAGCAGGUGGUGGAGGAGGAGGAGAGAUGGUGGUGGGAGCGGAGGAGAGAAAGAACAGAGAUCCCACGGACUCUCAACAGCAACAGCAGGAUCUCUCAUCCUCCUCAUCCUCCCUCACCUCCCCGCUGCCUCCUCAAGCCUCUCUGACACCUCCAGCCAUUUACCACGAGAAGCAGCGGAGGGAGUUGUGUGCUCUGCACGCGCUCAAUAACGUCUUCCAGGACGGGACAGCUUUUAGUAGGGACACCCUGCAGGAGAUAUACCAGAGGUGGGAUUCUAGCUUUUCAAUCUUUAUCAAUAUUAAAGAUGUGAACCUGAUACAUCUUCAUUAAUCGCUUAAUCUUUCUGAAAUACUCACUGCAGGCUUUCUCCCAGCACUCUGGUGACACCUCACAAGAAGAGCAUGCUGGGAAAUGGGAACUAUGAUGUAAAUGUCAUUAUGGCCGCCUUGCAGACCCGAGGGUUUGAGGCAGUAUGGUGGGAUAAAAGAAGGUACGUGCCGGUGAAAACAUCUCUGUCUUUGUUUCCUUCUUUGUUUUUGUAAUGAGGGAGAGGUAUGUUAGUUUUUCUCUUUUAGAAUUUACUCCCACCCUUGUUAUCACCAGUAGUAGCUGCAGUGUGCUUGUUGUCUCUCUGUCUCAUGAUUAAUAUGUGGGUAAGGCACACAAGUCUUUAACCUACCCGUCUUGUUCCGUUGUUGUCUUUUACUACGUCUUAUCCUCUCUGAACGCACAUGUUCACAGCAGAAAACAAACUCCUGUUUUUGCUGUGGUGUAUGCAGUAAAAAAAUGCAUCCACACGAAUCCAAGAAUGUCACAUAAGGUAAAUGCUGUAAAGGGUCCUCUGUGUCCCCCUGUCAGCUAAUCAGCAGCGCUCUGAAUGAUCUCCUUGAUUACUCAGCAGUUUCAUCAGUCGACAAAGACUAGGAGACAGUUUUAUCAGCAUUCCUGUUUCCUUCUUUUAAAGCCUUACAUGACUGUGGUCAAUAACAGCAGCCACAGACAUGCUUUUAUCAGCUAAACGUUAGCCUUAUCAGAAAUUCCCCGUUCUCUGUCUUGACCAAAACAGGAAGAGAAUCACAGCGACAAAAACAACAACACUUCUCUCAUCAGCUGAUUGAUACACCACCAAAUGAAUGUUAUUGAAGCUUUUGCACUUUUGGCAUUUGAAAUGUUCAGACACAGUUUACAGAUUAUCUCUUAAACCUUGCAGAGUGAAUAUUAAGCCCCUUCCACAAAAGCACUAGAUGUUUCCUGGAACAGUGGAGACACAUUUGUACUCAUGUUUGUAAUGUGGCUGUGAGCUGGGAUACUUUGAAUUACUCUGUUUGUUUCAUUCAGGUACUUUCCAAGAUCUCAGAAUAAGUUGUUCAACAGCGACCUUGUGAAAAUAUUAUGCUAACAACUUAAUAUGAUUCUUUUUUAAUAUCAGUGUUUGCCUGAAUAAGUCCUAUACUUGGCAGCUUAUUUGAUUUUGUGUUCAUUAUAUAUGUAUUUCAUUUGUUUAACUUCAAACAAGACUGCACUAUGGAUGCUAUGGAUUACAAAUUUAUGGUCAUAGCAAAAUUUCUUUGAGGGAACCUUCCCAAAAGGAUAGAUAAAGUUCUAUCUAAUCUAAUCUAAAGCAUGGGCAUUAAAGAGGAACUUAGCUAUUUUCAACAUGGGCCAUAUUGUCAGUGUUUUUAUGUGUGAGAACAGCUUCUGAAAUCAGUCCAGUAUUAAGGGAGAGCGUAGCAGCCACAAAACAAGCUAAAACGAGCUAAAACUUAGUUUGACUGGGCAAUUGUGUAUCAUCAAACUGUGUCCACUACAAGUGCUUUAUCUCACCAAUGAUAGGCUCUGAUUGUUAGUACAAGUCCCAAGAACUGUGUGGCAAGGGUUUCCCUUACCUUCAACUUGUACUGGUCUGUGUACAACCAAAUCUCAAUGGUGAAGUGUCUUUCUGAGACACAUGUAGGAAGACAACAGAGGACACAUGAGUGAAUGACAACAUGAGAUUCAGAGAGCACCAGGACUGAAGCAGAGCUACUUUGAGAACUAUAAUGUAGGGAAGUUUUUAAAAACAUUGGUGAUUAUUCGCCUGAUUUUGAUAGUGUGGAUGAGGUCUUUGAAUACAACCGCUCAUGUUUAUUUUAGCCAAAGUCUACCAAUGAGGAGCUCCUACAAGUUAAUGAGCAAAAAAAGAGAGGGAGAGAGAAAGGGUCAACAGGCAGCAAACCAGCUGAUGCAAGGCUACGAAGCUUGAGACCCACACAACAUGUCAGUGCCUAAUACAGACAGGGUUUUUUUAACUUCAUUUUAUCACAGUAGAAGAAGAUGAGGGUGCAUUUUCUGAAUUAAUACACAGUCAAUGGCAAACCAUAAAUCCAUGGAUGAAGUGCAUUCACACUUGGCAUGGUUCCUCCUGAAGAGGGAGUACAUUCACAGCAUUAAGCAGUCAGGGCAAGCCACAGUCAUGUUAAAUAGUGUCAGUUUAGUAGCUACUAUGAGGUUAGUUUGGUUGUGAGUAAGAUAAGGGCAGAGUGAGGAAAAUGCGGUUGAUGGAGAAAGACUGGAAAGUACAUUUUUCAAUGUAUUAUUUAUCAUCUUUAUCAGGUCCAAACAGAAAAAUGCUAAAAUAUUUACACUCCAAUAUUUAGUCAUAAUUUGAGUGGGUCCCUGGGAAAUAAAAUGGGUCCUUAUAAAGUGUAUUAUGUCUUACUACUGCCUGUGACGACUAAUGCAGUUCUUACUCAUGCAAUACAUUUAAGAACAUCACUUACAUAUUAUCACAAAUACAAAAAAAGUGUAUUUAGCUUCUUGUAUUAAAACUUAAUGCAGAAAUGACUUAAUUCUGUAUUCUUUCAAGUGGUUGUAAUAAGUGUUGAAAUGCUCCAGUCAGGGUAGUUUUCAGCUUCAAACUUACUGAUUGGAGAUUUAUUUUAAAUCUAAAGUUUGAGACAUGUGGAGUCUGGCUUUAACACUUACCUGACCUUAACUGCAGCCAGCAGGGGGAGUUGCUAAUGUUUUGAUUUCACCUUUGAGGAGCUGCCAUGUUGUCCGUGUUUUGUUAGGUGUAUGUUCUCAGUUAAUUCACUUCUUCACAAGCAUUUCUUCAUGGGUUUAUGAUCUCAGUCGGUAGAUCUAAGUUUUCUGUGGAACAAUUUUAUCAUUUUGAGAUUUUUUUGUUCCAUUGACAGGAAAUUGGGAGUGCUUUAUGGCAUGACCAUGAGUCAGUGAUAAGAUGCUUCUAUGCCCUUAAGCUUACCGGAAAAGAAAUGGCAUGAAGGGUCCUCUUAUUCAAAAAUUGUUAUUUCUAUGUCUAAAAGACAAAAGGGAGCCCAAAAUGUCUCAAAGAUAUUUUUCAAUGAAAUAAGACUGCCAUUAGUUAACAGAUCAGCAAAAGACAUUAAUACAGGGAGGCAUAAUAGCUCAGUUCAGCCAUAGUUCCAAGGCAGGCACUGAAAAACAUCCAACGCUAAAUUAUGAUGUGUAAUUUUGGUUUGAUGGAUGGAAUAUUUCUCUCUGAAAACUAUCUUUAUCUGCAACAAUAAAUUAAGUUUUGGUUCUUCUUUCAGGGAUGUGGGCAGCAUCGAGCUGUCCAACGUGACAGGCUUCAUUCUCAAUGUGCCGUCCAACCUGCGCUGGGGUCCUCUCCGGCUGCCGCUCAAGCGGCAGCACUGGAUAGGAGUCAGAGAAGUAGGAGGAGUCUACUACAACUUGGACUCCAAGCUGCGUAGCCCACAACCCAUCGGCAACCCUGAUGAGCUCAGGUGAGCAUGAUGUUCUAGCUGAGUUUCUGUGCAUGUGACAGCUGUUGUAGUGUUGGAAAGAUACAAGAAUUUCAAGAACUUCAAUACAUAACCUGACAAAUGAAGACCCUGUUUCAAUACCACAGCAACAGAAACUUUACUCCUGGUCACCCAGAAUUGUUAAAUUUGUUAUAUUUGAUUGAAUCAAAUUUAAAAGAAUGUGAGGCUAUGAUGGAGGGCGGAGCAGAAAGACACAUCACAGGUGUAGCAACAAACGGAGUCCUGCAGAUUUAUGCAGAGGCGUGGACGUGUUUACAAGUUCUUUAGAUCCCGAUCUUUGUGAAACAGUCAGAACAUAGUUUGUCAUUUAUUGUUUAGUUUUACUGCUUUGUUUACCUUACAGGUGCUUCUUCCCUUUGUCUCUAUGUCCACUAACUACCGCUGUCUGUUUUCAGUUUUUCACCGCCUUUUGGUUGAAAAUAUGAGCAUAGAUCUUUUUUCAAAGGCUGUGCUGUUUUUUACUUUUGUCAAAAAUGAAAAUAAUAGCUAUUGUAGCAUUUUAACGUAUGAAGUAUUUGAAAGUAUUAAAAUACCCAAGAUGUUGACACUUAAAUGCAUCGUGGUUUCAUCUUUUACAUACAGGAGCGACAUGAAUACACCAGGUUUGUCUAUUUUAGCAGUAGGGUUACAUGGUGAUGUAAGGACUAUUUUGUUUGCCUGUCCAACACUUGGAUCCAGAGUAAGAUUUGUUUACAACUUUGAAUACAGUUUGAUCACUGGUUAUGCAUGACACAUGAUAACAUGUGGUAGAGGUAGAGUUGAUUAGGAAAGAGCUUGACUCUGAUUUGUUUGACGUCAUCUGUAAAGGAUUUCUCUUGAGGGUGUUAUAACUUUGAAGCAGUACUCCUCUCUUAAACUCACCAUAUGUGUUUGGAGAUUUGUUGACAUGACGGUUUUAGGGAGUGCUUUUCCCAUAGUGGUCCACAGUGCGAGUCAUCCGUCAAGAAGUCCCUAUUCUGCCAGUGAAACUGUGAACCUUUGGCUUUAAGUGUAGAGAGCAGUGCAGAAGUAGCAGCAUGGUUGUGUCUUACCUGUAAAUAACUGAUCUAAAUACUGACUGACUGUGGUGGAAGUGUAACUGGUAAUGCAAACAGAGGUCUUUCUUGUUUUCUGCCCACUUGCUGUUAAACUGCCCAAGUACAUUAUGCUGGUACGAUAUUAUAUAACUCCCUUAAUUAAAUGCAGUGAUACUCAAUGUUUGGCUGAUGCCACUGCCAGGAACCUGGGAGGACAGAGACUCCUGAGGGUGCUAGUAUACUAAGUCAUGAUCCUGUGAUGCCACCAGAACAGGAAAAAUGUUUGUACAAUAAAAAGACAUACAUUUGUUUAUAAGGGGCUGUGAUUUGUUGAAAUCAAUACAGCUAUAUAUUUUUUACCUUGACUUGUGCAACACAGUAUUUAUUGUAUUGCAAGCUCUUAAUGUCGGUACUUUAAAUCAAACAUUGCAUUGUAUUGGAAGUUUGCCUGUUGUUUCUAACUCUUGCAAUAUUGUGUUGUAUCAAUGCAUUUAAGUGCCAGCUAUGAAUAGCCCCAGAUUAAAGGUCCUUACACACCGGGGCCGAUGCGAAUAAAGAAACACUAAAUUACGAAAUAUUCGGAGGUGAAUUUUGAUGCGCCUGACUAUACACAUCAAGCCCAAUGCGAUUUUGUGACUUUCUGGGGUGGGGGGGCGCAUCCCGGGGAAGACUUUUCCUGGGGAAUGUCCCGCCUCCUUUGCCUCUGAUUGGCUAGAAAAGCUGGAAACGUCAUCACACACUCAAGCCAAACGGUCAGCACUUAUAGCCAAUCAAAGGGAUAAGAUAAGCACAUGAAACUAUGGUAACAACCAUUAGCAUACGUUAGCACAGAUGCAAACUGUUAAAGCAUACAAACCAUCAUCAUAUGAGAAAUCCAACGCUAUGUUGUCCUUCAGGUCGUAAUCUUUGUAAUGUUUGUGUUUUUUAUCAAAAAGCACCCUGUUCUCAGACACAUAAACGAUCAGCCGGUCGGCCAUGUUGGAUAUACCGGUGAAUCUGACGUCGCAACAACACGCAAUCUGAUUGGUCAGAAGUGUACACACAGUAUGUGAAACUUUAGAAAAAUCGACAAUGAUCCGAAAAAAUAAAUGCCGCAAUAUCGCAGGACAGGAAAAUGUCGUUGAUGUGAACGCUUGUAUUGACAGGAUACAGGUUCGAAAAAAAAUAUUGACGUCAGAAAUAAUCUCACGACAAAAACGCUCCCGGUGUGUAAGGACCUUUAGGGAAUAAACUGAUUUGCAUCAUUUCAUAUGAAGGCAUGUUAAGAUAACUGCCUGCCAGCAGCCGCUGUACUAAUGAUAAAAGUAUCUCAUCUUGGAUAUCUGUGUUUGUCUUUUUUGUCAUUUAUUUAUUUACUGCACUUUAGGAAGUUUCUCCGCCAGCAGCUGCGAGGGAAGAACUGUGAACUCCUAUUGGUCGUCUCAGAGGAAGUGGAGGCACACCAGACAUGGAGGUCUGAUGGCUAA
Xyrichtys novacula (pearly razorfish) is the source of this 6372-nucleotide messenger RNA. The record is from the annotation of a GenBank genome assembly. NCBI's taxonomy places the organism in Eukaryota, Metazoa, Chordata, Actinopteri, Labriformes, Labridae.